Molecule: messenger RNA, 4381 nt
Organism: Gasterosteus aculeatus aculeatus (three-spined stickleback)
Lineage: Eukaryota; Metazoa; Chordata; Actinopteri; Perciformes; Gasterosteidae
Gene: dpy19l3
Product: dpy-19 like C-mannosyltransferase 3
Cellular component (GO): nuclear inner membrane
Molecular function (GO): mannosyltransferase activity
Source: RefSeq, a predicted model, not a curated record
GGGAGGGAAAGAGGAGGAUCGCCGGCUGCUGAAAAGUGAACUAGCUGCCGUGGAAAUGAGUAACGUGUUGACUGGGCCCGUUCUUCUUUGACCUUCGUUUAAACUGAGGAUUAGCCGUCUCAUCAGAGCUCCUGGUGGAAAGCCAAGGCUUGUUUUGCCUGAGAGCAAACUCUUAAUAGCGGAUUGGGAAGGAAACUGGCCGCUCGGUCCCCCAGAGGAAGCUUUUCUGCAUAUCUCCUUUUGGCAAGGAACUUGAAGCGAUUAAAAAGUUAAUUUAUUUGGACCGACUUCAAGAAAAGAGAAACGCACCGCAUUUCCACUUCCUGCUGUAAUGCGUUUGGAUCGGUUCUAUAGCUCAGCCCGGGAGCGUGCUGUUUAUCUACCUGGAUUCAGCACAUCAAAGGACCCGAGAGCGCGUUGAUGAUCUCCGCCGUCUCAGGCAAUGGAGCCUCGUAGGAGAGUUAAGCUGAGCAAGCUGCAACCUCACGCGGGCCCUCCUCCAGCCGCCGCAGACGAAGGGAGACGGAGCGGCAACGCGACGCGGACCCGUGCCGAGGAGGCCUCAGGGGAGGCGCUUCCGAUUGGACGGCCCGCGGCGGCUCGCCGUGGUCCUUCGUCCGCGGUACGCCGGUGGCCAUGGCGACGGAGUGUUUCCACAGCGGUCGGGCUGUCGUUAGCCGGGCUGCUGGCGCUGGCUCAGGCCUGGUGCGUCAACGCCAUACACGAGAAUCUGCUGUGGUUCUCUCAGCUCACGGAGAUGGAGAGGGAGAUCUCCUUCCGGACCGAGUGUGGACUCUACUACUCCUACUACAAGCAGAUGUUGCAGGCCCCGUCCAUACAGGAAGGGCUGUCCGAAUUGAUCCAUGACAACUUGACAGAAUCCAAGAGGACCAUCAAUCUCCUGCAGCGGAUGAAUAUCUACCAAGAGGUCUUCCUCAGUGUUCUCUACAGAUUGUUGCCCAUACAGUCCUAUCUGGAGCCCGUGUAUUUCUACAUUUACACGGUGUUCUCGCUCCAAGCCGUGUACGUGAUCGCUCUGUACCUCACAGCGUGGCUGCUGUCGGGUUCGUGGCUGGCUGGCACGCUCUCAGGGGUCUGGUACCUACUCAACAGGGUGGACACCACUCGGGUGGAGUUCACCAUCUCCCUCAGAGAGAACUGGUCUCUGCCCUUCCUGGCAUUGCAGGUCACCGCCAUCACCUGUUACCUCCGGCCUCAGCUCACCGCCUUGCAGCAGAAGGUGCUGGUGUGGUUGAUGUACGUGACGACGUUCUGCUUCUGUCUCACGUGGCAGUUCAACCAGUUCAUCCUGCUGGUUCAGGCCCUCGUCAUUUUCACCCUGGACUGUGGCGAUUUCUUAACCGGUACACAGGUGACCACGAUGUACCUCGUACAAGUGUUCGGUCUGCUGAGUGUGUGGCUGCUGCAGUUCUGUAACUCCAUGAUACUGGGAUCGCUGGUUCUGAGCUUCAUCGUUGCCGCACUCUUCAUCAGACACUGCCAGUCCGGUCUGAAGACGGGAAGCCCGCUGGUCCGUCUGGCCAAACUGCUCCUCCACAGCGCCAUGGUUCUCCUCCUCACCGUCACCAUCAACUACCUGGCCAAGAAAGCUCUCCAACUCAGAUCGGACGAACACAUCUUUAAAUUCAUCAAGUCAAAGCUGGCCUUGGGGCUGACGAGGGAUUUCGAUGCCAGUCUGUAUCUGUGCGAGGAGGCCUUCGGCCGGCUGCCCCUGGACACACUAGAGCGCUUGGGAGGCACACUGCUGCUGUACCCUUACGUGCUCACACUGCUGCUUCUCAGCGCCAUGCUGGCAGCGGCUGCAGUGCACAACCUCAGACCUAAAGGCUGUUCAGCUGAGGAGAGGAAAGGGGGCGGAGAGGAGCGGGCGGCGGCCUUCCGUCCGGAUGUGGCCUACAACCUGCUGCACACGCUGUUCUACGGCCUGCUGGCUUUCAGCACCAUGAGGAUGAAGUACAUAUGGACCGGCCACAUGUGUGCCGUCGCUGCCUACGGUGUGUGUGGGAAGGAGCUGUGGACUCUGCUUCUCAACACUCUCCGUUGCAACAGCAGGGUUCUGUUGCGGUUGGUCAGAUACGCAGUCCCACUGUUGGUGAUGGGUUGCCUGUAUUACAAGUUCUGGCCUAAGCUGAUGGAGGAGCUGUCCGAGCUGAGGGAGUUCUUUGACCCGGACACCGUGGAGCUCAUGACCUGGAUUAGCACAAAGACCCCUAAGAGAGCAGUAUUUGCAGGCAGCAUGCAGCUGCUGGCCGGCAUCAAGCUGUGCACCGGCAGAGUUCUCACCAACCACCCCCAUUAUGAAGAUAAAGACCUGCGGGAGAGGACCAAGCAGGUGUACCAGGUGUACGCUCGCCGGUCCCCGGAGGAGGUCCACAGCAUCCUGCGGGCCAUCGGGGCCGACUAUGUGGUGCUGGAGAACAGCAUCUGCUACGAGAAGAGGCACAGCCGAGGCUGCCGGCUGAGGGACCUGCUCGACCAGGCCAACGGACACAUCAUGGACGGCCCGGGGGAGAAUGACCCAGACCUCGUCCCUGCCUCCCAUCCUCGAUUUUGCGAGGCCAUUAAGACGGAGACGGAGGCUUACGGUGCUCUGUUCACCAGGACGUUCCAGAACAAAACCUUCCACGUGUACCGGGUCAAGAAGAAGAGCAAGAAGAGCUCCAAGGAGCCCAGUGGGGCUCAGUAGAGCAGGAGCAGUGGUUCUGAGAGAGAAAACUAUCCCUGGGAAACACUGAAUCCUCACUGUUCCGCUCUCCCAUUAUUUUUUUGAACACAUGACUCGGUGUUGGAGCGGUCUGCCGACCCGAGCUGGGGGCCGCUCUCCCCUGUGCAGAUGAACAACAACAACAACAACAGCAGCUCAGACGUCGGCAUCAGUUCAGCACAGCGGCAUGAAAUGAAUCUAAUCCGUUCGUAUUGUUUUCUCUGCUCGGCUUUCAGAUGAAAUCAGAUGAAAAAACAAAACUUUAUCAAAUCCAUUAUUAUAGUUAUGCUUUUCGCACAGUUGAGCAACACAACAUGAAUGACUCCAAAGAUUGAAAUUCCACACGUUGUAAUAAAAAAAACUGAAAGCGUGAGCUCUGAUAAAAUUCUUCAGAAGUAGAAACUGAACCGGAGACAUCUGGCGAUUCCAGGGACCAGUGAGUAGGAUUUAGAGGUGUCUGUUGUCACACAUGAUGUAUAACAGGGAAAACCAGCUUUCUGUUUGGUGUGUUUUCAUUAGCUUCACAGACACGUCCAGCCGGCGAGGACAAACCACACUCACAGAGCAGCUGAAGGCUCGUCCUUUAAGAGGUUUUUUUAGACAUAAAACGUGCCGUUUUAUUUUUUAGAAUUGAUCUUCCUUGUUCUAAAACGGCAAAAAAAAUAUUUCUUACUCUUAACAUUUGCAACAGUUCCAACUUUCUGGGCAGUUGAGUAGUUUAACUACAUUAGUGGAUCAGUUAGUGGGCAGAGACUUGGGAUUGGAUGAGAAAACAAUUGAGUGCCUCGAGUUCAGCAGCCGGGAUUCUUGGGGUACUUUUCAGAGAUUUUUUCGUUGUUGCCAUGAAUCUCACUACAGAAACUUGCAGGUCUGCCAGCAGCCGGCCGCGGGCACAGUCACCGCUGAGCUCCCUCUUUCGGCAAUAGAUGAAGAGCUUAUUUAUUGAAAUGAAAACCUUUGAGAGGCGUUCAAAGCCCUGAGAGAGGCAGACCGAAUGGACCCGCACGUCUUUGUCGAUCCAUGAUGUUAGGUGCUUCGUGCUCCGGUGACUAGUGACGGGCUAACUGGUGAACCGCUGUGACACCAGUCAGUCCCCAUAGAUUCUUUCUUCUUCUGUACUGUGCUGCAUGUUGUUCUGUGUGUUGUACAUUAGUUCCUUCAGUAAGGUUUCAUUGAUGAGGCGAAAAGAAGCUUGCUAAAUACCCACUUAGCCUCGAGCGCUACGGUGACUUUCAUUUUGUUUGUUUUGUUUUUUAAGAAGUACCACCGACGUUUGGGAGAACUUUAUAGGAUAGUGAUGGAGGAGUUAAAUAAACGUGCAUGGUGCCAAUCAUCUAAUAAGCUUCUCUAGUUUCCUCCACUGUGGAUUAUUUGGCUCUUUGCUCCCCUAGAAGGUCAGCCCUGUCCGGAUGCUCUACAAAGGGAAGACAUACCUCGAUUCCAUGGAUGUUACGCGAUCAACCCCCAAAACAUCUGGAGUGACAAUUUGUAAAUUGUUGACGUUCACCCUUGACCUUGGAAAGCGUCGGGUCGCUCUGGAUGAGGCUCCUUCCACGAGUCCUGGGCCGACUGCGCGUGCGGCCGAACGUUGUUGUGUCGUGAAAUGCCUUUUUGGAGUCGCAAAUAAACGUAUUCUUUAGGAAUUUCUGAACAUUU